GAGAAAAAGAUAAGGGAAUUCUAAAGACUCUUACCCCAUCACUUGUCAGUCUGAACCACCUCUUUGAAACAGGCUUUCGAAAGAUUAUUCUGUUUCUGAGUGAGAAAGAGAAACUUGCUGUAAAUGAGCUUUCUAAAAUAACAAUCUUAAAUAUGUUUUAUGAAAAAUGCUCAGUUUACUUAUUUCUUUGUUGGUGAAAGCUGAGAAGAUCUUAAUCUGGUACUGUUAAUGCCUAAGAAAAAAAAUGUUAAAGACUAUUUUAGGCCUCCAAAUUUGUUGUCAUUUGGGCCAGAAUUUUAAGAGACAUUCAAAUCAAUGUUGGUUUGUUUUUUUCUCUUUUCCUUUAAAAUGUUGAAUUAUUAAAGUAUACAAAUUUUGUCUCUAUUUUUCUACUAGUUGCCAAUGGUAGGGCAGACGAGGGUGUUACCCGUAGAAGGAGAACGAGUAGUUCUGCAUCGAAGUUUAUGGAAAGCUCCUACAGUCAUUGGUAGGGAAUGGGGGAGUGGGCUGUGUCUGGAGCUGGAGGGGUGACGUUGGCAAGCAGAUGGACCUGGAAAAAGGUGUGUGAGGAGAAGCAAUAAAGCGAAAACAAAAAUGAGAGACUUAGGAAGCAAAUGCAAAAAGAGAAAAAGAAAAAGUAUGAGAGGUCGAGUUUGGUUGGCGUGAGGUGGAGCGGGGUGGUGAUCACCCGAUUUUCCUUGGUACUUUUCAGUGGUCUGGAACCAAACCUGCAAUAUCUCCAAGUGUGCCGAGAUUUUGCUGUCCUGGAGGACCACACCCUGGCUCACAGCCUGCAGGAACAAGAGAUUGAGCAUCAUUUGGCAUCAAACGUUCAGCGGAACCGUUUGGUCCAGCAUGAUCUCCAGGUGGCUAAACAGCUCCAAGAGGAAGAUCUGAAAGCGCAGGCCCAGCUCCAGAAGCGCUACAAAGACCUUGAACAACAAGACUGUGAAAUUGCUCAGGAAAUUCAGGAGAAGCUGGCUAUUGAGGCAGAGAGACGACGCAUUCAGGAGAAGAAGGAUGAGGACAUAGCUCGCCUUUUGCAAGAGAAGGAGUUACAGGAAGAAAAAAAGAGAAAGAAACACUUUCCAGAGUUCCCAGCAACCUGUGCUUAUACAGAUAGUUACUAUUAUGAAGAUGGAGACCAACCAGGGUCAAGGAGGGCCAGGGAAUUGGGUUCUGGAUUCUCAAGACCUUGUAGACUCCAAAGAGAUGGAAAGACUGUGAAGCAGAAGAAAGAGAAACCAGAACAUCCGCUGGAGAACUUGGAAGAGCCAGAACAACAUCGUUCAUCAGAGAGAUCCCUGUCAUCCUCUAGCUCUGGCAAAGAGAGGGACAAGCCCCAAAUUAACAAUGAGCAGCAUGAAAGGAAACGGUCCACUCAGGAGAGGCCCCGGAGACCUCUGCUUCCCACAAUCAGUGGUGAAGUGUUUCUGAGCACUGAAUGUGAUGACUGGGAGACUAAGAAUAACCAUCAGACUCGAAAUUGGGAAAAACAGUCUCGACACCAAGAUCGACUUUCACCCAAGUCCUCACAAAAAGCAGGGCUUCACUGCAAGGAAGUUGUAUAUGGGAGGGACCAUGGGCAAGGUGAGCACAGAAAAAGGAGACACAGGCCCAGGACUCCUCCAUUCUCAGAGAGUGCAGAGAGUGAGGAGCAGCUCCACCUCCAUGACCCAGGAAUUAAGCCAAGAGUGACGAAAGAAACUAUACCUGCUCCGUCACGAACCACCCACAGGGAUCAGGAAUGGUAUGAUGCUGAAAUUGCCAGAAAACUACAAGAAGAAGAACUUUUGGCUACCCAGGUGGACGUGAGAGCCGCUCAGGUAGCUCAGGAUGAAGAAAUCGCUCGACUUCUAAUGGCUGAAGAAAAGAAAGCUUACAAAAAAGCCAAGGAGCGGGAGAAACCGUCUUUGGACAAAAGAAAGCAAGACCCUGAGUGGAAGCCCAAAGCAGCUAAAGCAGCAUAUUCAAAGUCGAAAGAGAGUGAUGAACCUCACCGUUCUAAGAAUGAAAGGCCAGCACGGCCACCACCACCUAUGGUGACAGAUGGUGAAGAUUUGGAUUACACUCAUUUUACAAACCAGCAGAGUUCCACACGGCAUUUCUCAAAAUCAGAGUCCUCUCAUAAAGGUUUUCAUUACAAGCAUUAAAAACCUAGGAAUCUGCCUUGAAAAUGGACUCACUAUAGCAAAUAUUACUGGGUGAUACAGAAUGAAUUCUACACUUAUUUUUUUCUCCUGUGUUUGCAUUCCUGGGAUUUAUCCUCAAGUGUAUUUCUGACCAUAAAUAAUUUUUAAUUCAUUUCAAAUAUUUUGGUUAUUUGUAAUCACUUGGGCAGUAUAAGAAAAUGUAGCUUCUGAAUAUUGGCCACCUCUAUGCUGCAUAUAUCUAAGAGCUCUGUAAACUGCCAUUUUGUUAGGUAUGGAAUUUGGUAUCUAGGGAGUAGGCCUUAAUUAGCAAUUCAAAUUUUAUGGAGAUGAAUGAUUAAAGUAAAACAAUGUUUGGAUGCAACGCAGAAUAAAAGAAUAUAAGAAAUAGCUUUUUGUUGCAUUAGUGUAUGAUAUUUUGAAGGAGAGAGGCUUUGCUUUUUGUAUUCUUUAGGAAAAGAAAAUCACUACCAUAAAGUAUUUU
Messenger RNA from Cercocebus atys (sooty mangabey), 2634 nucleotides. It is a transcript of the gene CCDC50, whose product is annotated as coiled-coil domain containing 50. NCBI's taxonomy places the organism in Eukaryota, Metazoa, Chordata, Mammalia, Primates, Cercopithecidae. The transcript is spliced from 13 exons. The coding region runs from base 615 to 2153 and encodes 512 amino acids. The record is from RefSeq and is a predicted model, not a curated record. Gene Ontology annotation, cellular component: cytoplasm. Gene Ontology annotation, molecular function: ubiquitin protein ligase binding.